Molecule: messenger RNA, 288 nt
Organism: Nakaseomyces glabratus
Lineage: Eukaryota; Fungi; Ascomycota; Saccharomycetes; Saccharomycetales; Saccharomycetaceae
Gene: MRP10
Product: mitochondrial 37S ribosomal protein mS37
Biological process (GO): mitochondrial translation
Cellular component (GO): mitochondrial small ribosomal subunit
Molecular function (GO): structural constituent of ribosome
Source: RefSeq, a predicted model, not a curated record
AUGUCCGGAAAACCACCUAUUCAUAGACUACCACCUUUGCCCAGACUCAAGGUGAAGAAGCCUAUCAUAACACAGGAAGCUAACAAAUGUCUAGUGCUGAUGUCUAAUCUGCUUCAGUGUUGGUCUUCUAAUGGUCAUAUGAGCACAGUUUGUGAGGGUUUGGCUAAAGAACUGAAGCUUUGUACAGCAGAAAGAGCAAUGGGUAAAGGCACACAGACCCAAAAAAGCAACAUCAACUACCAUGCUGCCAGACUAUACCCUAAGAUUAACGGUAAUCCACACGAUUAA